UCUGCCGCAGCUGCAAUUCGAUCAUCAUCUCCUAUUUGGUGUGGUGUGGUGUGGUUUGGGUGUUCAAUCGUUUCUAUGAGUUCCGGUCUGAAGGAAGAUUUCCUCGAUUGUAUCGUGCGUUUAGAGGAGACGCACAUUCAACAAGGCUUCGACGAGGGUUACGGAAAGGGUCUUGUGUCGGGUCGGGAAGACGCUCGUCAUCUGGGUUUGAAACUCGGGUUCGAGACAGGCGAGCUCAUCGGGUUCUACAAAGGCUGCUCUUUUCUUUGGAAUUCAGCUCUCCGUGUUUAUCCCACUCGCUUCUCCCCUCAGCUCCACAAGCAUCUCAAUGAUUUCCAUGUCUUGCUCGUUAAGUUCCCUCUUUUGGAUCCCGAGGACGAAGCCAAAGACCGGAUCAAGGAUCAUCUCCGAGUCAAAUUCAACAUCAUUUGCGCAUCUCUCGGCGUUUCCAAGAAACAGUUGGAGGGGUGGUCCGAGGAGAUGUUGAGAGAGAUGCUUGGUUGCUGCAAGGUAUACAUAUCUGAAGCGCGGAACAAGACGGCCCUCGAAGCCAUUGAGAGAGCUGUAAAGCCUUUUCCACCAGCUGCAAUCGUCAACAAGUUUGAAGAUGCGGCUUAUGGCAGGGUCGGUUAUACUGUUGUAUCCUCGCUUGCUACUGGGUCAUCUUCAUCCCUGAAGAGUGCAGCGUUUGCAAUGGUUAAGACUGCUCUCGACACCAUCAAUCUUGAGUUGCACUCUGGAUCCCAUCCCCGCCUUGGAGUGGUCGACCACAUAUGCUUUCACCCCUUGUCUCAAACCUCUAUUGAACAAGUUUCUUCCGUUGCCAAUUCCCUAGCAAUGGACAUCGGCUCCACUCUUCGAGUUCCUACAUAUCUAUAUGGAGCAGCAGAUAAGGAGCAGUGCACGCUGGAUUCGAUCAGAAGGAAGCUGGGAUACUUCAAGGCAAACAGGGAGGGACAUGAAUGGGCAGGUGGGUUGGAGCUGGAGAUGGUGCCAGUGAAGCCAGACGCAGGGCCACAAGAGGUGAGCAAAGCCAAAGGGGUUGUAGCGGUUGGGGCGUGCGGGUGGGUGAGUAACUAUAACGUACCAGUCAUGUCAAACAAUCUCAAGGCAGUGAGGAGAAUAUCAAGGAAGACGAGCGAGAGAGGAGGGGGCUUGGCUUCAGUGCAGACAAUGGCGCUUGUGCAUGGGGAAGGAGUUAUAGAGGUCGCCUGUAACUUGUUGAAUCCAAGUCAAGUGGGAGGAGAUGAAGUACAGGGACUGAUUGAGAGGCUUGGCAGAGAGGAAGGUCUGCUUGUGGGAAAAGGGUAUUAUACGGACUAUACACCCGACCAGAUUGCUCAACGAUAUAUUGACUUGCUCAACAAUUCAAAACUUUCAAAGUAAACAAAAAAAACAUUAUGAUGUUGUCAUUUGUGGAACGAAUUAUUACGGACAUCGAUCAUUUGUCUUCAUUUUGUGUUUAGAUAUGCUAUAUAUUGCCAUGAGUAUA
Molecule: messenger RNA, 1492 nt
Organism: Camelina sativa (false flax)
Lineage: Eukaryota; Viridiplantae; Streptophyta; Magnoliopsida; Brassicales; Brassicaceae
Source: RefSeq, a predicted model, not a curated record